AUGUUUCGCUUUCGAGCUCUCCCUAAUCAUGGAACCGUGUCCUGUCUCCUCAAAACCUUCUCGUCGUCCUCAUUCUCAUUCUGUUUGCGACUCUCUUUGAAGGUCUCUUUGUCUAGUUUCCCUAUCUCGAGCUCGGCCUUGGUCCAUUUCUAUGCAACUAAUUCUCUCCCUGAUAAUGUGCUCAAGGUGUUCAAUGAAAUUCGUCACAGAAACGAAUACUCUUAUGCUGCUGCCAAUGUUGGGCUUGCCCAGAACGAUCGACCCAUUGAUGCAAUUCGGGUUUUCAAGAUAAAUCAAAACGAUAGGGUGCCAUCGACAGCGUACAUUGUCAGCGGCGCUCUGUGUGCGGCGGCGCAUCUGGCUACGCUUCAGCUGACGAGAGUGAUACAUUCACACGCUAUAGUUACUGGAACAGACUACGACAUUGUGGCCGGGACUGCACUGAUCGUUGUGUGCGGGAAGUCAGGAGUGGUGAUCGAUGCUCAAAAAACAUUUGAUUGGUUUAUAGCCGACUCAUGUUUGGUUACACGGACCGAAAUGAUGGGGGCUUAUGCUCCGCAAGGAUACGUUGAAUCUGCUCGACAGCAUUUUGACGAAAUUGUUUUUAGAAAAUAUUUUGUACCCAGUGAGUGCACGUUUCUCGUAAUCCUCACUGCGUGCAGCAACGCAGGCCAGGUCGAUGAGACCACACGUUUAUGGCUGGAGAUAUGA
Messenger RNA from Asparagus officinalis (garden asparagus), 711 nucleotides. Its product is annotated as pentatricopeptide repeat-containing protein At3g24000, mitochondrial-like. The record is from RefSeq and is a predicted model, not a curated record. Gene Ontology annotation, biological process: RNA modification. NCBI's taxonomy places the organism in Eukaryota, Viridiplantae, Streptophyta, Magnoliopsida, Asparagales, Asparagaceae. The transcript has a single exon. Gene Ontology annotation, molecular function: RNA binding; protein binding. Gene Ontology annotation, cellular component: intracellular membrane-bounded organelle. Bases 1 to 711 code for a protein of 236 amino acids.